AUGUUUCUGCGGGUGCUGUCGGACGUUCGGUGGCGGGCGACGAGCCCCGGCUGGAGGAGAGUGACCUGCUCCCAGAGAAGCACCUCCAGCACAGCAGAACCUCAGCAGGUUCCCUUGCCAGCACAGGCACAGGUUGUCAUCUGUGGUGGUGGAAUCAUGGGCACCUCCGUGGCCUAUCACCUCUCCAAGAUGGGCUGGAAGGAUAUAGUCUUGCUCGAGCAGGGCAGGUUGGCUGCUGGUACCACUCGCUUCUGUGCUGGCAUCGUGAGCACAGCCAGGCCCAUGUCCAUAGAGCUGAAGAUGGCAGACUAUUCCAACAAGCUCUACCAGCAGCUGGAGCAAGAGACAGGAGUGAAAACAGGGUACGUGAGGACAGGCUCCAUUUCCCUGGCUCAGACCCAGGACCGGCUGAUCUCCCUGAAACGCAUUGCUUCCUCACUCAGUGUGAUGGGGAUACCUUGUCAAAUCAUCACCCCAAAACAAGUGGCCCAGCUCCACCCGCUCAUCAACAUCCACGACCUUGUAGGGGCCAUGUAUGUGCCAGAAGAUGCAGUCGUGUCAUCUGCCAGUGUGAGUGUGGCCCUGGCAACUGCUGCCUCAAGGAAUGGUGUCCAGGUCCAUGAAAGGACAAGUGUCAGUCAUGUCACAGUGCAGAAGGGGUGUGUGACUGGAGUGGAGACCGACAGAGGACGGAUUGGAUGCCAGUACUUUGUCAACUGUGCUGGCCAGUGGGCCUAUGAGUUGGGCCACUCUGGGGAGGAACCAGUUAACAUCCCACUCCAUGCCUGUGAGCACUUCUACCUCCUGACACAUCCCUUGAAGGAACCUCUGGCAAGCAACUUACCAACUAUUGUAGACCCAGAUGGCAGGAUCUACAUCCGCAACUGGCAAGGUGGCAUCCUCUCAGGGGGCUUUGAGAAGAACCCCAAGCCUCUCUUCACAGAGGGAAGGAACCAGCUGGAGAUUCAGAACCUUCAAGAAGACUGGGAUCACUUUGAGCCACUCCUGAGUGCCCUCCUGCGCAGGAUGCCAGAUCUGGAGGCUCUGCAGAUCAUGCAGCUGGUGAACUGCCCCGAGUCCUUCACGCCAGACAUGCGCUGCAUCAUGGGGGAGUCACCCACUGUGCAGGGCUACUUUGUGCUGGCUGGCAUGAACUCUGCUGGGAUCUCAUAUGGUGGGGGAGCAGGCAAGUACCUGGCAGAGUGGAUGGUGAAUGGGUAUCCCUCAGAAAAUGUCUGGCCUCUGGAUCUGAAGCGUUUUGGUUCCCUCCAGAGCAGCCGCACGUUCCUCCGCCACCGUGUGAUGGAAGUGAUGCCUCUCAUGUGUGACCUGAAGGUUCCUCGGUGGGACUUCCAGACGGGCAGGCAGCUGAGAACAUCCCCCUUGUAUGACCGCCUGGAUGCACAGGGAGCCAGGUGGAUGGAAAAGCAUGGAUUUGAGAGAGUCAAGUAUUUUGUCCCACCUGGGAAAGAUCUGCUGGAUUUGGAUCAGAGCAAAACCUUUUACAAACCAGACUGGUUUGAUAUUGUGGGUUCUGAAGUCAAGUGCUGCAAGGAGGCUGUUUGUGUCAUUGACAUGUCAUCUUUCACCAAGUUUGAAAUAAGUUCCACAGGAGACCAGGCCCUGGAGAGCCUCCAGUACCUCUUCUCCAAUGACCUGGAUGUGCCAGUGGGACAUGUUGUGCACACAGGAAUGCUUAAUGAGAAAGGAGGGUAUGAGAAUGACUGCAGCAUUGCACGACUGAGCAAACGCAGCUUCUUCAUGAUUUCUCCUACUGACCAACAAGUCCACUGCUGGGCCUGGCUGAAGAGCCGCUUGCCCGAUGACAACAACCUGACCUUGGAAGAUGUGACCUGGAAGUACACAGCUCUCAACCUGAUUGGCCCCCGUGCUGUGGAUCUCCUGUCAGAGCUGUCGUACGCCCCGAUGACUGCAGAGCAUUUUCCCUCUCUCUUCUGCAAGGAGAUGAGCGUGGGCUAUGCCAAUGGCAUCCGUGUGAUGAGCAUCACCCACACAGGGGAACCUGGCUUCGUGCUUUACAUCCCCAUAGAGUAUGCCCUUCAUGUCUACAACGAGGUGAUGAACAUGGGCCAGAAGUACGGGAUCCGGAACGCCGGGUACUACGCGCUGCGCAGCCUGCGCAUUGAGAAGUUCUUUGCCUUCUGGGGCCAGGACCUGGAUGCCUUUACCACUCCUAUGGAGUGUGGUCGUGAGUUCCAGGUCAAGCUGGACAAGGGACUGCAGUUUGUUGGCCAGGAGGCCCUGCUGGAGCAGAAGCAGAACGGGGUGUACAAACGUUUCACCAUGUUCAUCCUUGAGGACCAUGACACAGACCUGGACCUCUGGCCCUGGUGGGGGGAGCCCAUCUUCCGCAACGGCCGCUACGUGGGCAAGACCACCAGCAGCGCCUACAGCUACACCCUGGAGCGCCACGUCUGCCUGGGCUUCGUGCACCACUUUGAUGAGAAGACAGGGGAGAAGCUGGUGGUGACAACUGACUUCAUCAACCAGGGGGAGUACGAGAUCGAGAUCGCCGGGCAGCGCUUCCAGGCCAAGGCCAAGCUCUACCCCUUCAGCUCCCUCUUCACGCAGCGGCGCCGCAAGGACGAGGUGGAACUGAGUGGCUACCAGAGGGAGUAG
This is a messenger RNA of Chaetura pelagica (chimney swift), 2640 nucleotides long. It is a transcript of the gene PDPR, whose product is annotated as pyruvate dehydrogenase phosphatase regulatory subunit. Bases 1 to 2640 code for a protein of 879 amino acids. Gene Ontology annotation, molecular function: oxidoreductase activity; protein binding. The transcript is spliced from 17 exons. The record is from RefSeq and is a predicted model, not a curated record. Gene Ontology annotation, cellular component: mitochondrion; mitochondrial matrix; cytoplasm. Lineage: Eukaryota; Metazoa; Chordata; Aves; Apodiformes; Apodidae.